AUACAGAUCACCUUGGAUCAGUGCAAGUCAAGGCACAUAGCACAAACCAGCGCCUGGGGGUAAAGACGCACAGAGCUGGAUCUGCUGUUGUAUUACAGACCCCUCAGUCAAGUACUGACUCUCUGUAUCGCACACAGAAGUCGAGUUAACACCGCUGCAAUCCGAAUAGUCGCUUUCCAAGCCAAGUUUUCUAUGCAACUGUUGCGCGUCUCCACUUUGGAUAGAAAUAGCCUGAUCACUGCGCGCCGCAGAGCGCAAAGGAUCGGAGAAGCUCUGGUUUGAACGAGUGGGAUAGAUCUCUCCUCCGGACUGCAAAAGCUACGAUGAGGAAAUUCUGAGGUGGCAGAACUCAUCUGUCCACUUUACGCUUCCUUUGGCUGUUACCAAAGGGUUAGCCCAUGAGCAGGUAUCCUCUUGAGUGUGAUUCUGUUUUUACCCAGAUCUCUGCUGCCUGGACAAAUGCAUACAAAUGCAUUUAGGAGCUCAACGGACAAGGAGUGGACACGUUUCCGCGGCAGCAACGUGGAACUUUAUCCUGCUCCUGUCAGUAUGCUCAGCAGUACUCUCUGGAGAAGAAGACUACCUAGCUCAAGGAGUGGAUAUCCUCUAUCGACUGGGGCUUACAGCUCAAAGCAGUGCAGACGAGAGGACACGCUUACCUUCGACUGCACACACCACUGCUCUCUCACCUUUGAAUCUCCCUCUUUCCGGAUAUGGGGUAUUAUUCAACUCAAACUCCCUCUAUGAGGCUCCAGCAGGCAGUUUGUUCCCGCCUGAGAUUGGCGAGGAGUUCUCCGUUGUAGUUAGCCUAAGCUCCUGGCGAGCAAACAAUGCUUUUAUUUUUAGUGUCAAAGACAGCAGGGACCGGCUGCGUUUUGGCAUUCAGCUUCUGCCACGCAGAGUGGUGGUUUACACUGCCGAGAAAGCCUCCAUCUACUUCACCUACAACUGGCAGGAUGGGCGCCAGCACCCUUUUGCUGUUGGUGUUCGUGCACGCUCAGUGUCCUUUUAUGCAGAUUGUGGGGCGGUGCAGCAGCGCGAACAGACCCUGGGGAGAUCUCAGACACUGAGGGAUUCUGGGGGACUCUUCACUCUGGGGAGGAUGAACUCCAAAGCGGCACCUUUUAAUGGUCGAGUCUGCCAACUAGAUAUCUAUCCCUCAGCCCAAGCUGCCGCAAACUACUGCAACUACCUUAAAACACAAUGCCGGCUGGCCGACACUUACCGAUCGCCUUUGCCACACCCUGGUUUGGAGGCAAAUGACCCACCUUCUAACCCCCUUGUUGGAGUAGCAGCUACCCAUCAUAACCCCUUAAAAGCCACAGCAGCUGUCAAUGUGUCCCCAGGUAGUUCGGUCGCACCGUAUUCAACACUGAGCCCAUCAGCACAACCUCAUCUGGGGGAUCAGAGCCACCUUUCCAAAUUGGAUCCCCUUGCCCACUCCACCACAUCCUUGCUUCAGCCUGACAGUCCCACCUUGGUUACCUUGAGUGGACAAGCAGUUCUGGAUCUCACCCAUAGCACAAAUAUCACUACUACCAAAAAUGUGUUGGCAAAAGCGAGUAGCCAGGGGGACACUGAUCACUCUGAAAACAGCACAGAGGAAGACAGCAGCUCUGGGAUCCUACAGACUCCAAAUGCCACACCAGGCCUGGUUUCCCUAGUCAGGCAAAGUCGAGUGAAGGAAGGACUCAGGAACAAUUCCAUCACCAGCUCCAGGGACUCUCACACUGGGCCUGAACAGACUCAUCAGCCCCUGGAGACUCAUCUGAAAGCCAACGGCACCACUUUGUACCGGGAGAAUCAGGUGGACACCUCAGAACAGCAUGACCUGGAUGGCAGCUAUGAUGAUGUAGACAUGGGAGGAUAUGAUUAUGGAUAUGAGGAUCCAGACUUUUUCUAUGACUAUGAAGAUGGUUUACGUGGCCCCAAAGGAGAGCGAGGUGCUCCGGGUCCUCCUGGUCCUGCUGGUUUACCUGGUCCUCCAGGAAAAAGAGGUUCUCGGGGUCCCACUGGUCCACAGGGAAGCCCAGGACAGCCUGGACCACCCGGGCCCAAGGGUUCAAAGGGAGACCCCGGGCUUUCUCCAGGCCAGGCUCCACCAGGAGAGAACGGUGACCGAGGUCCACCAGGUCUUCCUGGGCCACGUGGAUUUCCAGGUCCACCGGGUCCCAAAGGUUAUCAAGGGCCAGCCGGACUGCCAGGAGAACCAGGCGUACCAGGACCUCCUGGGGAAGCUGGGGCGGCAGGUUACCCUGGCAGGCAGGGUUUAGCUGGUCCACAAGGUAACCCAGGGCCUAAAGGUGUCCGUGGUUUCAUUGGGCUUCCUGGCGUUGCUGGGCCACUGGGGCCAGAUGGGGAGAAAGGCAUUCCUGGUCCUGUUGGAAAACCUGGCCCCAAAGGAAGACAUGGUGUGGUGGGGGAUGCAGGGGAGAGGGGGCCUCCUGGUCCUGAUGGCAAUGAGGGACCUGUUGGAGGGAUUGGCAUUAGCGGCUUUCCUGGUCUGAGGGGGGACCCGGGGCCUGAGGGACUGCGAGGACUGCCUGGUCUGGUGGGACCUCAGGGCCCAGCAGGACGAGCCGGCCCGCCUGGAUUGAAAGGUGAUAAGGGUGAAGUGGGACAAAUGGGCGAACCAGGAGAGAUGGGGUACCAAGGUGAUAAGGGUGUUGCUGGUGCACCUGGUCCUGCCGGGCUAAGAGGGAAACCAGGACCACCGGGUAAAAUCGGUGAGAUGGGGGCACAAGGACCACAUGGGCCUCCAGGACCAGAGGGAUUUCCUGGCGACAUUGGAGUACCAGGGCCCAACGGUCCACCGGGACCAAAGGGUUUGCAGGGUGUCAGAGGGCCGCAAGGUCCGCUGGGUCCCCAAGGAACACAGGGUGAUGAAGGACCGCUCGGACCACCUGGCAGCGCUGGCCCUACUGGAAGACCUGGAAGGAAAGGCUAUAUAGGCGAACCUGGCCCCGACGGUUUAGAGGGAGAGAAAGGGGACAUGGGAAAUGUUGGAAAAAUCGGACCACAAGGUCCAAUAGGCCUGAUUGGGGUAGCUGGUGGGAUCGGAGUACCUGGUGAAAAGGGCGACAGAGGACCAGCAGGUCCAACUGGUCCAGUUGGGGAGAAGGGGCCAAGGGGCUAUGCAGGGUUACCAGGAAGUCCAGGGGACAUCGGCCUGCAAGGUGCACCUGGUCCACAGGGGCAGAGGGGUAGCGCAGGCAUCGCUGGGACGAAGGGCAGGAGGGGGCCCCAAGGUCCAGAUGGCCCACUGGGGGAACCAGGCCCUGAGGGCACCAAGGGUGAAAGGGGUGACAUUGGAGAAAAAGGAGAGCCAGGAUUCAUAGGCAAGUCUGGCAGUCCAGGAGAGAGAGGCCCUCCUGGGAAGAGUGGUAAACCAGGUAUUCCAGGCAGCGCCGGGGAGAGGGGACCCCAUGGUGAACCAGGAUCCAAAGGACCUUCUGGAGAGGCUGGACCUGAUGGAGAGCAAGGACCUGAAGGUGGGCCUGGUGCAGAGGGGGAACAGGGUGCCAUCGGAGAACAAGGGUCAAAGGGUGAUGUUGGGCCUCCAGGAGCUGAAGGGGAGCAGGGACAGGAAGGAAUAAGAGGUCCCCCUGGUCCCCCUGGUGAAGACGGCCCUCAAGGAAAAGAUGGAGCCAAGGGUGAGCCUGGUGAGCGUGGGCCCAUUGGAGAGCCAGGGGACAAAGGAAUAGAAGGAGACACUGGGCUCAUAGGACCACCCGGAGAGCCUGGGAAACGGGGAUUUCGGGGACCAGAAGGAAAACUAGGGGCCCCAGGGAACAGAGGACGACACGGAAAGAAGGGAGAGAGAGGUCCUUCAGGUCUUGUUGGUGAGAUCGGCGCACGAGGAGACAUCGGCCAGCCAGGAGAGCCGGGUCUGAAAGGGGCCAGGGGAACUCGAGGCACACCAGGUCAGCCUGGAGUCAUGGGGAUAGAAGGGCAACCAGGACUGGCAGGAUACACAGGUCACCCUGGCAAGCCUGGGCCCAUCGGACCACCAGGGCCUAAAGGUGAAAAGGGUUAUCCAGGCGAGGACAAUAAGACCCCAGGACUGCCAGGGCCCUUAGGUGAACCAGGGCCCCCGGGAGAACGAGGAGAGCGUGGAGAGCCAGGGGAUGAAGGAUAUCAGGGCCAUGUUGGUACCACUGGAUCUCGUGGAGCUGUUGGACCGCAAGGCCCACCGGGAUCACCAGGCCUCCCUGGAGAAUCAGGCCCAAAGGGAGAGAUAGGCGCUCCGGGCUCAGCCGGAAAGAAAGGAGCAAGAGGGCUGAGUGGAGCUCCUGGCAGGGAAGGGUCACUUGGUUUACCUGGACUCGUGGGAAUGAACGGUUACCCAGGGCCGGAUGGUCCCCCAGGACUGACUGGCUUACCAGGAUUUCCCGGAAAAAAAGGACGACAGGGUCAGAAAGGCUUGAUGGGACAAGAGGGAUCUGCUGGACGUCCAGGUCCCAGGGGAGAGAUUGGACUUCCUGGACCACCUGGAGAAAGUGGCCCGCCUGGUCAGAAGGGAGAACUGGGACUGCCAGGGGACAGGGGAGCCUCGGGAUUCAAAGGCAUGGAGGGGGCUACAGGUGACCAGGGCAGGAAAGGUGACCAAGGACCCAAAGGACAACCUGGGGAAUCUGGGGAUCUGGGAAUGGUUGGCUUACAGGGAUUUCCAGGACCAAUGGGGCCGAAUGGUGAUUUGGGAUUAAGAGGCUUCCCUGGCCCGAAAGGCCCAUUGGGCACUCUGGGAUUCUCUGGACCUGUAGGCCCUGAAGGAACGAUGGGUCCAAUGGGAAAACCUGGACCAAGGGGCCCAAAGGGAAGCGGGGGCGAAAUGGGGCCUCAAGGACCACAGGGAAGUCCAGGACCUAGCGGACCCCCUGGUGCUCCAGGUCCAACAAGGGUGAUAUAUGAUGACUUAGCAGUCUACGGUCUAUCUGACUCUAAUGCUGCCGUCAGCACACAGAGUUUACAGAACACAGAAAUGAGCCUCUCCGAUCAAAAUACGGAGAUACUAAAGACUCUACAUUACCUGAGCAGUAUGAUUGAGAGCAUAAAACAGCCUCUGGGCACAAGGGAGAACCCGGCCCGUGUCUGCAAAGAUCUGGUUGACUGUCAUCACAAGCUCAGAGAUGGUUGGUUCUGGAUUGAUCCAAACUUGGGCUGUACUUCUGAUGCCUUCAAGGUCUUCUGCAAUUUUACCGCAGGAGGGCAGACCUGUUUACAUCCAGUAGCCUCUAAUAAGAUGGUGUUUGGUGUGGGGAAAGUCCAAAUGAAGUUUCUCCAUUUGCUGAGUAUUGAGGCCAGUCACACCAUCACACUCCACUGCCUAAAUGAUCCUCCCUAUGGCACCACAGACCGCUUCAGCUCCACCGGAUCCUUACCACAAGAGAACACCCCACUUCAGUUUCGAGGCUGGAACAAACAGAUGUUUGUGAAAGACACACUACUUGAACCACAUGUGCUCCAAGACGACUGCAAGAUCCAAGAUGGCAGCUGGCACCAGUCACGCUUCUUCUUCCAUACUCAGGACAGUCGUCAGCUACCUAUUGUAGACAUACAGGAGUUUGUCACAUCCCAGCCCAAUAGUCAGCGGCGUAUAGAAGUCAGUCCAGUCUGCUUUCUUUGACACCAACAUCACCGGCCUGUAACUAUUUUACAUGAACUACUAAAAUGCAAGGCUGUUACAAAAACAAUUGCUGACUACCAAGAGCGAGUGGCCGUGAGAGUUUGUCGUGUUCAUUGGAAAACCGUUAAUGGGACCUGUUAGCACGACAACUAUCCAAUGUCCAAUUGAAGACAGACCUGCAUGGAAGAACUCAAUCUCUGUGGAACACCCAGGCCAAGACGGCCAAAUUAGAACAGCGUAUACCAAUAUUUAUCAGUAAUUGUAUAAAGUAUGUUUUGUCGAUAAUUGUUAGUCAAACGGUGCUUAGGAUGGCUGUAAAAGGACCCACAUCACUCCCUGAUUGCAGGGUAGGGUCUCCCUAAAUAGCAUCCUAUUCAAACCCUAAAACUCACUCCUCCCUCUCACCUCUCACGCCCAGACCAUCUUGAGCAGAGGCCUAACCCGAAGGAGCGUGCCGGGCCUCUACAUAAGAGCACUGUCUAACUAAAAUGUUUUUAUGAGUGCAAUAGCAUGUGGAUAAUGUGUGACUGCUAUAAAUAUUUCAUUUUCCGAUCAAAGGCUACAUUUUACAUUGUGUUCAUGACAUUUUUGUUUAUGGUCCUGCCCAGUUGGACCUGUACAUCUUGACAGAUGGUGCUCUACCUCUACCUGCUCAUUUGCUUUCUACAAUAGUUGCUAAUGUCAAGUCUUCUUUUUUUUGCCUUUGUUUUGUAUGUACCGGUUACAUCAAGAUUUGUUAUGUUUUUUUUCUAAGUACUUAUGUUGAUUUGGUCAUUUCUAAUUUAUGAACCAUUUUUUUGAUACACUACAUAUUUUUGUAGCUUUUCCUUCUAUGUGGUAGGUUCUUCAGGGGAAACCUAUCAUUGGUGCUGCAAAAAAUAAAUGAGUCAUCAGUGAGUUUUUCAUUUCCUGUGUAUAUAUUGACAACAUACUGUAUGUUUAUUUAUAUUCUUUUUGUUUUUUGUUCACAUUACUGUAUCACAGUAAAUUAUACUCUCAGAGAAUUAUUUGGUCAGCCACAGCUCAGUCUAAAGAGGUAUUUAUGUGUAAAAGGUGUGUCUGUGUGUUCACACCUGUGACUGUAUGUCUAUCAUACUGUUAUUUUUGUUUUUGCAGUGGUGGUUAGGUGGACUGGCAGCUACAUUAGGCCAGAGUCAGAAUACAAAGAAAACACAGUCAUUAUAUUCUUAAAUUAUGUUACCUGAACAACUGUGCAGGAUAAAGGUGAAUGCAAAUGUGUAAAUAAUAAAUAUGUUGCCAAACAAAUAAAAGGAGCAUUUUACCCACAAA
Messenger RNA from Etheostoma spectabile (orangethroat darter), 6916 nucleotides. RefSeq names its product collagen type XXIV alpha 1 chain (gene col24a1). The transcript has 60 exons. NCBI's taxonomy places the organism in Eukaryota, Metazoa, Chordata, Actinopteri, Perciformes, Percidae. The record is from RefSeq and is a predicted model, not a curated record. Gene Ontology annotation, molecular function: extracellular matrix structural constituent. Bases 470 to 5626 code for a protein of 1718 amino acids.